GCUCACGUUGAGGAAGUUUCGUUCCAGCCAAUAACAGCAGCGUUUGUUCGGCGAAAUAGGCUGAAGCAACAUGGCAGCUUUCUGAGUUUUGGAGGACUGGUUGGACUUAAGAGGGAAAAUGUCGAGUGACGGAAACAAAAGACAGUUUUGGAAACGAAAUGCAGCAAAGGUUCCUGGCAGCAUUCAACAUGUGUAUGGUGCACAGCAUCCGCCUUUCGACCCGCUCCUUCAUGCUAAUCUAAUUAAAGCAGGCAACAAGCCUCCUCCAGCCACACCAGGCAAGCCCAAGAAGGCCACCACCUUUCAGGAGUUUGAAAGCACCACAAGUGAUGCCUGGGAUGUCGGGGAUGAUGAUGAUGAGCUGCUAGCCAUGGCAGCACAGAACCUCAACAUAGAGGUGGUCAUGGAGACAGCCAAUAAGGUGAUUGAAAAUCACAGCAGGCAGCAGGAGAGACAAAGACAAGAUGACACAACAGAGCUGGAACAGAGAGAAGAGGAGGAGGUGGCAGAGGACGAGGAGGAGGAUGAGGAAGAUGAGGAGGACAGGGUGGAGGAGGGAGACAUGACUAGCCCCGAGGUGUCAUUAGCCUCCCAGAGCAGCCCUUACACUGAUGGCCGCCUGGUGAAGUCCCACAGUGAAGCUCCAAUUGGGUCACCUAAAGAUGUGGCAGGUGAGCCUGCAGCCCUCCACAGACAGCGGUCUCUGCCCCAUCGGCCGCCCCUCAUCCCACUAGUGGCUCGCAUGGCUGACCAGAACACAUCUGGCACCCUAGCCAUGACUGAGAGGGAAGCGUCUCGUCUGGAUAAGUUCAGACAGCUGUUGGCCGGUCCCAACACAGAUCUGGAGGAGCUACGGAAACUCAGCUGGUCUGGAAUUCCCCGACAGGUCCGACCGAUUACAUGGAAACUCCUUUCAGGUUACUUGCCAGCUAAUGCAGAGAGAAGAGAAAGCGUCCUGCAGAGGAAGAGACAAGAAUAUUUUGGCUUCAUCCAGCAAUACUAUGACUCCCGUAAUGACGAACACCAUCAAGACACUUACAGACAGAUCCACAUAGAUAUUCCUAGGAUGAAUCCUGAGUCUUUGGUGCUGCAGCCAAAGGUGACAGAGAUUCACAUUGACAUACCAAGAACUAAUCCUCUUAUUCCUCUCUUUCAACAAGCUUCUGUCCAAGAGAUUUUCGAGCGGAUCUUGUUCAUCUGGGCCAUCCGCCACCCAGCCAGCGGCUAUGUGCAGGGCAUCAAUGACCUGGUGACACCGUUCUUCGUUGUCUUCGUCUUUGAGUACAUCGAAGAGGAAGUGGAAAACUUUGACGUGUCCAGUCUGCAGGAAGAGGCUCUGAGGAACAUUGAGGCUGACAGCUUCUGGUGCAUGAGCAAACUGCUGGACGGCAUCCAGGACAACUAUACAUUUGCCCAGCCAGGCAUCCAGAGGAAAGUCAAGGUCCUGGAGGAGCUGGUCAGCAGGAUUGAUGAGUCUGUGCACCGCCACAUGCAGCAUUAUGAAGUGGAGUACCUGCAGUUUGCCUUCCGCUGGAUGAACAACCUCCUAAUGAGAGAGCUACCACUACGCUGCACGAUCAGACUAUGGGACACCUACCAGGCUGAACCAGAGGGUUUCUCCCAUUUCCACCUCUACGUGUGCGCGGCCUUCCUGGUGAGGUGGAGGAAAGAGAUUCUAGAAGAGAAAGAUUUUCAGGGACUAAUGAUCCUCUUGCAAAACCUUCCCACAAUGCACUGGGGCAACGAGGAAGUGAGUGUGCUGCUGGCCGAAGCCUACAGGUUGAAGUUUGCCUUUGCUGACGCGCCCAACCACUACAAGAGAUGAUAGACGUGGCUCUCUGCAGCUGCUCCCCUUCUCCUCCUGUUCUUCCUCCUCUUCUUCUUCCCUCCUCUCUCCUACAGUCUGCUGACCUUAGAGGCCUCUAUUCCUACAUGGAAGGACCUCCACUUUUCAUAACCUCACUUUUCCACUUUGCCCAGUGGCCCUUUCACCUACUAAAAGAUUUAAAUCAGCCAAUGACUGGAAGGAUUGUGGUGUAGCAUUCUAACAUGUUGAUGUGGAGCCUUUGUUUUUUAAAUUAUUCUUUUCUGAUCAGCUCUGAAAUAUGCACUCCUGCAGUCCACAGCAGAACCCUAUUUUUCAUUGUUGGAGUUUGGUUCGCUUAAGGUGACGCUGCAAAAUACAAAUUCAAUCCUGAUGCAGGACUAUGAGCUAUUGCUCAGCAUCGCCUGAGGUUCAGUCUGGCUCAGAAAAAAAAUUUGUUUCUGCUUAUUGUUAUAUCCAUUGCCAUGGCAAUACGUUUUUUUUGUGAUCUUUUUUUUCUGGUUUGCAAAGACAACAAUAGAUGACAUAAGGGCACUGUGCUAGAUGUUUUACAUAUCUGAGCUCCCUCUCCUGGUCACAACACAACUUGAAGGAACAUGACCUCAAGCUUUUAUUCCCUCCUACAUCUGACCAAGAGGGACAGAGAGCGUUUUCCUUCAUGAACACACUAGGUUUUUACAGAGAGGGAUUGCAAUUGCAAGGGGAAGUAAGUCUCCUUUCAUUCACAAACCUCACACACAUCAGUUCAAUCCCAACUUAAUCCCAUCCUCACACUCUAGUAUCACAGUGUCUGAGUGUAAGAAAACCACUGGCAAGAGACAGGAGAGCCACACAUAUGCAGAUUUACAUCAAACACAAAAAAGCCAUGAGGAGGAAGAAUGCUAGUUAUUACCACUGGUCAGGUUUUCCUCAGACCUGCCUGUAUAUGAAGGGCAUUGUUUUAUCUAUUAACUACUGCUCCUCCCAGAAGCUGGGGCUACUUGAGAACGUGCAUUAACACAUAAGUAGCUAGAACUGGAACCCCAUUUAAUAAUAUAUUCACAGGCAAAAACACAUAUGAUGCUACAGUAAAAAAAAAACUACACAGUAUGGAGUCAGAAUAAACUAUCAUCAGUUCAGAAACUGAAUUCUCAAAAACAUUGUCUUCACAGGGUUUAGAGGUAAAGAUCCAAAUUUACAACUUUGCCUUAAUUAAAAUACAUACAGUGAAUGGUUCCUUUCUUUUUUCUUACCAUUCAUCUUCUCCUGUUUUUGGGUCAUAUUUUAAUGGGUGUACAAAAAUGUGCUUCACUUCAGUAUGUUGUCCAUUGGUUUUGUGUAGGUGGAAACUGUUUUUGACCUUUUGCUGAGAAUAGAAUUCAGAGGAAUUUGUCUAUUUUCAAUAUGGGCUCACUCAUUUGUCAUUCUUCUGAUUCCAGUAGCAAGCACAAAUUAAAUGUGCACCUAAAGAUUAAGUUCAACUAAAGAGAAACAUAUACAUAUUCUCAAGACAGUGGUACCACCUCAAAAAUACUAUUUUUGUUUUAGUAAAAUUUAACUUUGACUUCACUUAGCUCAACAUUAUAAACAUCGUCUCUUCACACAACUUCAGAACAAUUCCUAAUCCUAUCAUCGUAUUGCCCAAUUAAAAUCCACAGGUAAUCAGGGUGCAUCUGUGUGCACCUGCUUUUUUUUUACAUUUCAGAUAGCAUUUUAAGCACAUAUCCUUGGGGGUAAAUAAACACAUGAUGGAAUAAUGUUGAAUCAUGACUUCAAAUAUUUUGAAUACAUUAGAUUUUGGUGGGAUAUAUCCAUUUUUAAUCUUUUCCAAAUCUUGGAAAAGAUGGUUUCUUGAAUGUGACAGAAACAAGUAAGGCUUAACGAAAAUCAUUUAUUCAGCACACUUUUUACUGUAUACCUUUGCAUUUAAAUGCAGAUAAAUGAACAAAAACAGCCAAUGCAUUUUUAGUUUUUCUUACUUUGCACAACCCCUGCUUGACAUUGGUCAUUGCAGUUGCAACAUUACUACAUAACCUUUGUCUUUUUCUCAUCUUUGCUGUGUACGUAUGUUGUCCUCUUCAUAUAGAACACACGACAUGUCUUACCCAAAGUCAGUAAGCACCAUAUUGGUGUAAUGUUGGGAGGAUGUGGUGGUGUGGUAAUCAGACAUUCAUGACAUAAGAUAAAGCUGUGCUAUGUGUCCUGUCGUGACACCGCCAGGAUCCCUUGUUGUCACCCUAGCCCGGCAAAGACAGUGUGUGAAGGGGAAGUGGGAGGAGAGGGGGACCAGGGAGUCCUGUUUCUUUGGAAGUUUCAGCAUGUUUUCUGUAAGAGCUGUCAGUCUUUGAUCACAUGUUGGGAUUUUCUUUAUUCUUUCUUAUUUUUUUUACACAAUUUACGCUAGCUUCAUAAGCCCCUCAUUUCCCAUGCUCUCAGAUAAGAAAGAACUGCACUUAAUUUCUUUUUUGUAUGCGAUGUAUUCUUUCAGUCACCAGUUUAAAGAUUUAUUUUUUAGGCGGGGGUAUUUUUUAUGCUGUUUAUGUGACAAGUCUAUUAAGUUGUACCUGACUCUGGGGACACGAGACAACGUUUUAGUUAUGUUUUGACCUCACAUUACCUUGAAAAAUGUCUGCAAGCAAUAUUAUGAUAUUUUGAAUUUGCAGUGAAAAGACUUCUUUCGUGCAUAUCUUGUUGUUAGGCUGUGUAUUCCACUAACAUGAACUGUUAAAUAAUACGCUGAGUAUUUAUGCCAUAUUAAACAUUCAAACUUGGCCACUGACCAUUUGUUAAACCCAUCUGCUGGAAAGCAAUUGCCCAGUUGUAGCUUUUUGAACAUUAACUACACACAGCAAGCCUGUGAGGCUUUGAAUUUUUCCACAUGCUGAAGCAGCCUGCAUGGGGCUAAGAGUAAUUCCAUUUAGAAUCAGAGCUGGGAAUGAAGUCACACCUGAGUUACAAUAACUGGGUUCCAGUUUUAGUUAACCAUUAUACCAGUUCGAGCCAGGUUAGCCAUUGUUACCAGUUUACAGCAACACAUUAUGUGGUAUUUUGCACAUACAAAGACUAUAGUGACAUGGUCACAAAAGUUGGACAGUACUGUGUGUGUGACUUUUAAUAAGACAAGUGCUAAUAAAGAGUUUAUUACCACAGCUUUUUCACUGCUGGUGCACGGAGCAGCCAUCUUGGAUUUUGAGGUCAAGGUUAAUGAGCUCUCUCCAACUUUGUGAGUCUGGAGUCUGUGUUCCUGUUGAAAUUUGCAACUGUGAACUGAGAAAUUCUGACAUCCUAGUUCAAAUGGAACACAUUUAAAAAAUGUGGGGGCCAUGUCUGUUUUGUCCAAAACCAAGGAACAAUUAAAAACUUGCUUGUCUGCGUUUGUUUGAAAUGAAGGACCUAGUGUUUCAAGAUAUACUAAGAGUUUUAAUUGAUAAAUCGCCCUACUUGUGCUGUGCAAGAAGAGAAAGCUUGUUUUACAGUCACAGCAACAGUAUCUCAGGGUGCUGGCCCUAGUUAAUGGUCAAUUGUUUUCACGUUUAUUAUCCAAAGCCCAUUAUUUUUAAGAAGUCAUGUUGCCUUAUUAUAUACACAUUAAUAUUAAAAACUGUGGAGGAAGAAGUGAUGCCAGUGGUGACCAGGGUUGGCAGUUACUGAACUCUCCGUGACUGCGUGUGAGUCAUGGGCAAUCAGGCUAGCCCCUUUACCCUAUCUUCUUUUCAGUUCAUUACAGGGGUUUCAUUCUAGUAAUGUCGUAUGCACUAAUUUCCCUUUAACAAGAAUUAGCUGCUGACUCAGACUUUUCAUGAAACAAGAUGGUUUAGAAAA
Monopterus albus (swamp eel) is the source of this 5626-nucleotide messenger RNA. RefSeq names its product TBC1 domain family, member 22a (gene tbc1d22a). Gene Ontology annotation, molecular function: GTPase activator activity. The transcript has 16 exons. Gene Ontology annotation, biological process: activation of GTPase activity. The coding region runs from base 119 to 1825 and encodes 568 amino acids. The record is from RefSeq and is a predicted model, not a curated record. NCBI's taxonomy places the organism in Eukaryota, Metazoa, Chordata, Actinopteri, Synbranchiformes, Synbranchidae.